This is a messenger RNA of Clunio marinus, 468 nucleotides long. Lineage: Eukaryota; Metazoa; Arthropoda; Insecta; Diptera; Chironomidae. The record is from the annotation of a GenBank genome assembly.
AUGAAUGCUUCAAACGAACAUUAUAACAAGCUUCGAGAAAAUUUCGUUCUGCCUUUAAGUCUGAUGUGUCAACACCUUCAAGUUUUAACAAAUUCAAGACGAAUUCUUCAUAAAUCAUCCACAACUUCUAAGAUGAACAAAGACUUUUCAAUUAAAUACGUAACAUCUUCAGAAUUUCAUUAUAAUCACAAUAAAAGAACAGAACAGUUUGUGGGAUUCGCACGAAAUGAAGGCGGUAAUAAAUGUCUCGAGGGUUGUGAAAGAAAAUGUGACAUCUCGAAAGUAUUAUGUAACAUUUCUUUUGGCAGAACUCUGAAUAAAUUAUUUUUGGAUCCUCAUUUCAUCACGAAAUGGAUAGAACUGAUAGAUUCAAAAGAGCUCUUGAGUAAUAUAAUCUUUUUAAAUGGAUGCAUUUAUGGCUCAUCAUUCAAUCUGAAAUUACAAGAAAGCAGCAGAAGAAAUUCUUAA